AUUGUUAUUGUUGUUGGGGCUUUUGUUGAGAAUGUCUUUAUCAUGUUGGAAUAUUAUCUUGUUCGCUACUGUGAUAUUUGUAGUAUUUCACAUUAACUAUGUCUCCACUAUGCACAGUGUAGUCAACGGAGUUUCGAAUAAUAAGCGACUAGGAGCUUCCACUCACCCGCCGACUAUAGUUCCUAUAAAGUCGGGAAGAAUGGACCUUUCGAACGUUUUUGACUUUUCACGUCGUCAAUGGGCCACGAAACUGGUAGAAAGAUUGCAGAAACAGGAAGAUAUUCUACUUGAAAAUGUUACUUCCAGACUUUCCUGGAAUUUUGGGUACGAUAAACCGAGAAAAGUACAAAAUCUCGUUUCGAAGCGUCAUCUUAUGGAAAAAAGUGUCAGCAGUUUGAAUGGGAAGCAGAAUUGGAGUCAAAAGAAUAUAGUUCGUUUUCCAGAACAACAGAUUUUGGGAGGAGUUGUCUCAGUGGGUAUGUAUUAUAUUGAGUUGGAUGUAGGUUGUGGACAAAUUAUACACGUCCAAGUGGAUACAGGAAGUUCAACCAUGGCAGUGCCACUAUCUGAGUGUGUCAAUUGCAAGCAGCACGAUCGCCGAUAUGACUUCUCCAAGUGUCCAAACGCAACGCGUGGUGAAAAAAUACCUUGUGAUUCUGAUAUUUGUGGAGCAAACACUUGUUAUUCUUCAUAUUGCGGUUCUUGUUCUGCUUCCACUGCAGCUUGCUGUUCUCAAGUAGACAAUUCGAAAUGUGGCUUUAUCUUACGUUAUGGUGACGGGGCUUUUGCUCAAGGAACUGUGAUACAUGAAACAGUUACUAUUGCAAAUAUUACUUUCAAAACUUAUUUUGGUGGGAUUUUGAAGGAUUCUCCUUCGUUUGAAUUAACUGAAGUUGAUGGCGUGUUUGGUUUGGCAUUUCCAUUGCUUGCGUGUAAUCCGACUUGCUUGACACCUGUUUUUGAUGAUAUGGUACAAAAGGGUCUUGUAGAGAGAGAUAUAUUCUCUAUACAUAGUGACCUUGAAAAUGGAGUUUUGGUUCUUGGUGGGAGUGAUGACCGACUUUAUGAUGGGACAUUGGAGUAUUCUCCAUUGAUAAACGCGAAUGAACCAGAGUUUUAUGAAGUGGAAUGUGAGGAAGUUACAGUCUCUGGUACAAAUGUUGAUCUUCCUCAUUUCAAAACAGCAGUCGUAGACAGUGGGACUACUCUAAUUAUAUUAAGUUUGGAUUCCUUUUUGGCAUUAAAGCGCUACUUCCAAGCCCACUACUGCAACGUUAGUGGUCUUUGUGGCGAAGACGGUGACCCUGACCUUAGUUGGUUUGAUCCGGACUACUGUGCCUUGUUAGAAGACAGUGAAAUUCGACAACUGCCUAAUAUUGAAUUUCAUCUGAAAAAUGACGUUCUUCUAAUUUUGGAGCCUGAGGAUUAUAUGUUGAAAGUUGAAAGUCCCAAUCUUUUGACUGGCGAAAUAGAAAUCUAUCGCUGUUUGGGCAUUCAUUAUAUGCAACAUUUGGAACGAAUGGGAAAUGAUAUGAUUUUAGGAGGUACUCUUUUGCAACGUUACUAUACUGUUUAUGAUAGAGAACAGAUGCGUUUGGGGUUUGCCAAAGCCAAAAGAUGGUCUGAUGUGAAGCAAGUAUUGGACGAAACAAGACAGCCUGAAAAAGGAACGGAUAAUGUGGAAGCUUCUCAGCCAUCACAAUCACCAUUUGCUUCUACGAGUCCAACUCCACGUACGAAUGAGGAACAAGGAGAACUUUCUCAUUCUUCUUCGUUUUUAGACAUUCUUUCUAGUUAUAGACUUUGGAUAGUUGUUGGUGCCUCUAUUGUAGGUGCAUUUGCCAUUUUAAGUGUUGUUGGCAUCAUUUUAUAUAGACGUCGAAGGAAUCGUUAUGCACAUGUAGACGAAGCUGAAGCUGCGUCGUUGACAUCUACAGGAAGAAAUGACCAAGAUGAUAUACAACUAUCGACAGAAGAAUCAUCUUCUUUAAUGCCAGGUACACGAGCUUGAAGGAAUUUUUGAAGUUUGUAAGAUUUGCGACUGUACAGAUAAAUAAUUUUUUGUUUUU
This is a messenger RNA of Galdieria sulphuraria, 2069 nucleotides long. Its product is annotated as aspartyl protease. The record is from RefSeq and is a predicted model, not a curated record. Lineage: Eukaryota; Rhodophyta; Bangiophyceae; Galdieriales; Galdieriaceae. Gene Ontology annotation, molecular function: aspartic-type endopeptidase activity. The coding region runs from base 32 to 2011 and encodes 659 amino acids. Gene Ontology annotation, biological process: proteolysis. The transcript is spliced from 6 exons.